AUGGCCCCGUCAACGCAGAAAGCCGGCCAAAAGCGCAAAGUCGCCUUCGACCAGCCUCACCAAUCAUCGACAUCACGCAAGCGACAGAAACAUCAUGAUGCUCGAGCCAUCCCGGUGCAGCGACCCGAGGCGGUCGUCGCUGCAAGCGGGGAUCUUAAUGUGGCCUCUUUCAUCAAGGCCAGGGAGUUUGAGAUUGGGGCCCUAGAGAAGAGCAUGCGCAAGGCCAAAAAGCAAUUGGCCACACGAGCGUUUCAGCAGGUCCCUAGACAUAUGAGAAGGAGAACCGCCAGCCACAAUGCCAAAAGGGUGCCUCGAAGACUGCGAGGGAGGGCAGAGCGCGAGAUGAAAGACGACAAUACACCUACGGUGACGAAGCGAAGGCGAACUCCGUCGCGGAAAUUGAGACUGCGCUUGGAGACUGCCAAAUUGCUCAAGACGUUCAACCAAAAUCGCAAGACUGUGCGUCAGAGGAAGAAAGAGGUCCAGGCCAAUGCGAAGCAGCCCGAUCCAGAAAACCAUGUCCUGACCUCUCGUAUCCCGCGGUUGAAGAAGAACAAACUGGCCGAGCCUCCGAAGGCAACGACGAAAUACAAGAGGAGACAAGUCAACAAGACAUGGAUACCCACGCACCUUUGGCAUACUAAACGUGCGCAUAUGACUCGACCCACGGAGCCGUUGUGGAGAAUGUCAAUCCCAUUGAGCCCCACGGAGAAGAGUUACAGGUCAAGUCACUGGGCCGCUGCUACGCAGGGAUGCAUAGCGUGGGAUACCAGCUAUAUGUCUACAAUUGCUUGUUUGGGAACAGAAGCGGCGUUGGAUAGCAUGCUUAAGGCACUUGCAUUCAGCCCACAAGGACUCUCCCAUGCUAUUCAUAAAAAGUGGAAGGCUGGCACCCGAUUUGCUCACGGAUGGAUCUCAGAACGGGACAACGAAAAGCGUCCUAUUGCCCCGGUGACGGUGAUCUGGUUUCAACGGCAGCAGAGUGAGGCAUCGGGUCCGCAGGACGGCCAAGGCGAAGGCAAGAUGGACGUUGACGCAGGCGACCAGUCUCAGAUGGAGAUUGAGGAGGGCGAACAAGCUCAGUCCAAGUCUGCGCUUCCGAAGACCAAGAGGAAGACGACAAAGCGGAAGACCAAACUUGAUCACAAAAUCCUAAUUCGAGUCCAUCCAUCUGCAUUUUAUCAGUGCUGGCAGGAGCUGUUGAAAGUCGCCAAAAUGCAAAAACCGCAGGCUCUGAUUCAAGAUCUACGUUUUGAGAUCGGAAGCAUUGACGCCCAAGGGCCAGGCUCAACCGAGGCUUUGCUGGGUGUGCUUCGCCCUUUUCCAGCACCUGCUGAGGGUGCCGAUUCGAUGGGGUCGUUGUGGACGUCUCUUGCUGGACUCAAUAAUCCCAGCAUCCUCCCGCAGAAUGCCAUGCUAUCAUUUGAUAUUCUAGAUCCCAGACUCAAUCAUCCGCCCAAACGGAUUAAGAUCCCCAGCAACUCCGAACGAACUUUCAUGGAUGAGAUUCUGGUUUCUUGGCCUCCCGACAACAGCUCAGAGUCCUCUGCUCUACUCUCACACAAAGCACGCUGGCGGAUCGGUCAGACACUGCCAUCGCAAAAGGCAAUCAAUCGACGAAGAGCACUUGCAUUACCGGGCCAUGCACCGGCUGUCACGGCCAAAGAUCCCCAAAUUCCAGUGAUUCUUCUUGCAUCCAGGGCGGAAAACAGUGCUUCUAAAAACUCCCAAGGGACGUGGACCGUUCUCCUUCCCUGGACGUGCGUCGACCCUGUGUGGCGGUCACUGAUGUUCUACCCUUUGUCAUCCGGCGGCACUCCGCGUUUUGGGGGUCUACAUCAGAAACAGCAGCUGGCAUUUGAGCAAAAGGUCCCGUGGUUUCCAGGAGAUCUGCCGGGCACGGAGGCGGGUAAAGCCUGGGAGCGCACGGAAAGCGAAAAGAGAUUCGAUUCGUGGAUCAGACGACCUCCUAAAAGUAGAGUUGCCUGGGCCACAUUGGACUUAGGGCUAGGAAGACGUGGGGAAAUCGGGAGAGGUUGGUCUUGCGAUUGGGAGUAUUUGUUUGAAGACACCAAAGACCAAGCUCACACUGAAGCCGGGUCCAACUUGAAACCAGAUAAAAGCGCCUCUCCACAGACAGCCGCGGUCCCGCUUCUUCCGCAGCGACAGCGAAAAGCAGCCCGAACUCAAGCAGCCCGAGAGGCUGAGGACAAAGAUCCAGCGCGUCGACGUAAUACAUCCAGCCCGGAAAGUGAAGGAGAGCCCGAGAUUGUGCCAGAACUUGUGAAGGAAGUCAAAUAUACUCAACUUUCCCCCAGUCAGGGCCUAUCACUGUUUAGGCAGCCAUCAAGUGUCAGCCUUCCACCACUUCCUGUACUGGUCACGGUUCGCAUCACCUUGCUCGACAAAGGGACCCCAUCCCCGGCAGCGCGGAUAUACCGCCUCCCAUCAUUACCCAAACCCACACCAACACGUUGCCCUGCUGAAUCAGUGGCCACCGGGUCGGACAAAUCUCAGCAGACGCAGCCACAGAGCUGGAACUCUGACGGACCACCGCCUGGGCAACGUCCGCCCGCAGCAAGCAUGACAGAGCCCUCAACCUCGUCAACAACCACCACUUGCGACCUUCGCGCACGCUGGCUUGCUCUCGACAACCAUUCCGACGCCCAGGGCCACUCCGGCAAUUCACACUUCCCAAAAAUCAAGACCAACAAGUUCUCUAUCCCCCGUCAUCAAUUCAGCUACCCACGCGAAUCCCUUGCGAAGAUCAAUGUGCUGCCCAAAAAUGCGCCAAAAGAGAUUGUGGAGAAAUUUGGACCGGACAGCGCGUUCGGAAGAGGAGAUGGGGAGAUACCCAAGGAGAAGCCGCCACCUCCAAAAGAGAAGAGCAAAGGGAAGGCAAAGGGCCAAGAGAAGGGAAAAGAGAUGGCCGUUUGUCCGUUGGAGGAUGGCGAAGCACAGGCAAACCCUCUCGAUAAGGCUUCUGGCGACGUGGAAGACCUUACCUCUCUCCUAAUCAACCCGUUCGUCCAGCCGACGGAAUGGGAUAAACACAUCCCUUGUCCUGACGUGCAUGAUCUCAUCGGCUUCGUCACGAGUGGCGGUUACAACCUAGCUGCAGGUCGGGGCACGGCGGUGGGGAGCAUUUGGGGCCAGCGCGUGAUGGAGGGAUGGCAGGGAGAUGCAAUGCAGGACAACGGGUUAAGUGAGAAGCAGAGAGACAGACGACGAAGGCUAUGUGUCAUCCGUAACGCAGGAGAGAAUGUCGGACGGUUGGGCAUCUGGGAAGUUUGCAGCUGA
Molecule: messenger RNA, 3300 nt
Organism: Cladophialophora bantiana CBS 173.52
Lineage: Eukaryota; Fungi; Ascomycota; Eurotiomycetes; Chaetothyriales; Herpotrichiellaceae
Exons: 2
Coding region: 1-3300 (1099 amino acids)
Biological process (GO): tRNA 5'-leader removal
Cellular component (GO): nucleolar ribonuclease P complex; ribonuclease MRP complex
Source: RefSeq, a predicted model, not a curated record